AUGGAGAAUUGUACAAUGUUGAAGGAAUUAGUAAUUUCUUUAACUACAUCCACAGCAAAAUAUUUUCCAACAUGUAUUCGUACGCUUACUCAUCUUCAAAAUUUGAGAGUGGAUCGAUAUGAAGAUGAUCAAUCAUUUGAAGAAGAUAUGUGUAUUUGGGCCGAAGCUCUUGGAAAAAACAUUUCUUUAUCCAUAAAAAUACUUUCGUUAGAUAAAAAUUUAAAUCUGAACACGGAAGCAUUUGAAAAAUUUCUUUGUCAAUGCUAUAACAGAGGUAUAAAAAACUUGUGUUUGAUGGUGGAUAUACUGAGAUUUAUCCGCAGAGAUGAACAAAUUAAU
Messenger RNA from Racocetra fulgida, 339 nucleotides. The record is from the annotation of a GenBank genome assembly. Lineage: Eukaryota; Fungi; Glomeromycota; Glomeromycetes; Diversisporales; Gigasporaceae.